This is a messenger RNA of Python bivittatus (Burmese python), 11731 nucleotides long. RefSeq names its product trio Rho guanine nucleotide exchange factor (gene TRIO). Gene Ontology annotation, molecular function: protein binding; guanyl-nucleotide exchange factor activity; ATP binding. NCBI's taxonomy places the organism in Eukaryota, Metazoa, Chordata, Lepidosauria, Squamata, Pythonidae. The record is from RefSeq and is a predicted model, not a curated record. Gene Ontology annotation, cellular component: extrinsic component of membrane; cytoplasm. Gene Ontology annotation, biological process: axon guidance; protein phosphorylation.
UUUGCAAUUGCAAUCAAGAUGGAGGAGCGGGGCGGCUUCAGCUCCGGUCCAGGGCACUGUUGCUAACGCAGCUGUUCCUGCCUGGCUCCCCAAAGACCGCAAUAACCUUCCACCAACUUGCACGCCCGCUGCCGCCUGCUUUCAUUCUCUUUCCCUCUCACCGGCUUUCUGCUGCUGCAUUGAUUGCAGCCCCUUCCUCCCAUCAACAUCCAUGCGCCCUCCCUUCCCCCUCCUGCGAUUGUCUCUUUUUUUUUUUUUGCUCCCGCAUGCAUCCAUUACUUAUGCAUGCGCCGCACACCCUGCCUCUCUGGAGGGGCUGCCGGGGGCUCUCCUAGAACGGUGAUCGCUGAGCGCACACCUUCCGUCGUGUCCUCCUCCUAUUAUUGUAACCAUUUGCUGCUGCCUGUGCAAUCGAGCCAUCCAUCCAUUCAGCCACCUCUUUCUCUCCCCCCGCCCCCCCCCACACCUUUGCAGCAUCACCACCACCGUGUCUCUGGAUGGAUUUCUUCCUCGUUUUUUGCUAGAAGGUGAAGCCGGGGAUCCGGCGGGGGACAAAAACAGGGGGUCGUUUUCCCGUCAUCCUGCUGUCAGGAUCUAGGAAGGAGGCUGAUCAUCGUGGCGGUAGUAGAGGGAUCAGAUCCGGAGGAGCCACCGACCUCAGUCAGUAGCCAUGAGCGGUUCCACCACCGCCUCCUCGAACAGCGGCAACGCGGCUGGGGAAGGGGCGGAAGACGCUGCCAAGGAUUCCGCAGACAUCGCGGCUUUCUUCCGUUCGGGAUUUCGUAAAAAUGAUGAAAUGAAAGCUAUGGAAGUCCUUCCAAUCCUCAAGGAGAAAGUUGCAUACCUUUCAGGUGGAAGAGAUAAACGUGGAGGCCCCAUUCUAACAUUUCCAGCUCGAAGCAAUCAUGACAGAAUACGACAAGAGGACCUUAGGAGGCUCAUUUCAUACCUGGCGUGUAUUCCUAGUGAAGACGUGUGCAAGCGAGGUUUCACAGUAAUUGUAGAUAUGCGUGGAUCAAAAUGGGACUCUAUUAAGCCACUUUUGAAGAUCCUACAAGAAUCCUUUCCAUGUUGCAUUCACGUUGCACUGAUAAUCAAGCCAGAUAACUUUUGGCAGAAACAGCGAACUAAUUUUGGCAGCUCCAAGUUUGAAUUUGAGACAAACAUGGUGUCUCUGGAAGGCCUUACCAAAGUUGUUGACCCUUCUCAGUUAACUCAAGAAUUUGAUGGCUGUUUGGAAUAUAACCAUGAGGAAUGGAUAGAAAUCAGAGUUGCCUUUGAGGAUUACAUUAGCAAUGCCACUCACAUGCUCUCUAGGUUGGAGGAGCUGCAGGAUAUAUUGGCCAAAAAGGAUUUGCCUCAGGACUUGGAGGCAGCCAGAAGUAUGAUAGAGGAGCAUUCACAACUGAAGAAAAAAGUCAUUAAAGCUCCUAUUGAGGACCUGGACUUGGAAGGGCAAAAGCUACUGCAGAGGAUACAGAGCAGUGAGACUUUCCCCAAAAAGAACUCUGGGUCUGGAAAUGCAGAUCUACAGAACCUCUUACCGAAAGUAUCUACUAUGUUGGACAGGCUGCACUCAACACGGCAGCAUCUGCAUCAGAUGUGGCACGUACGGAAAUUGAAAUUAGACCAAUGCUUUCAGCUCAGACUUUUUGAACAGGAUGCAGAGAAGAUGUUUGACUGGAUCACACACAAUAAAGGCCUGUUUUUGAACAGCUACACAGAAAUUGGAGCCAGUCAUCCUCAUGCUAUGGAACUCCAGACACAGCACAACCAUUUUGCUAUGAACUGUAUGAACGUGUAUGUGAACAUAAAUCGCAUAAUGUCUGUAGCCAGUCGUUUGGUGGAGUCUGGUCACUAUGCUUCACAACAAAUCAAACAGAUUGCCAACCAGUUGGAACAGGAAUGGAAGGCAUUUGCAGCAGCCUUAGAUGAACGCAGCACCUUGCUGGAUAUGUCGGCUAUUUUCCACCAGAAGGCUGAGCAGUACAUGAGUAAUGUGGAUUCAUGGUGUAAGGCCUGUGGUGAAGUAGAGCUUCCCUCAGAACUGCAGGAUUUGGAGGAUGCCAUUCACCAUCACCAAGGAAUAUAUGAGCAUAUUACCCUGGCAUACUCUGAGGUAAGUCAGGAUGGGAAAUCACUGCUUGACAAACUGCAACGACCUUUGACACCUGGAAGCUCAGAUUCCCUAACAGCUUCAGCCAACUACUCCAAGGCAGUACACCAUGUCCUAGAUGUUAUUCAUGAAGUGUUGCAUCACCAGAGGCAAUUGGAGAACAUUUGGCAACAUCGAAAAGUCCGCUUACAUCAACGACUUCAGCUCUGUGUCUUUCAACAGGAUGUACAACAGGUGCUGGACUGGAUUGAAAACCAUGGAGAAGCUUUCCUUAGCAAACAUACAGGAGUUGGGAAAUCCUUGCAUCGAGCCAGAGCACUCCAGAAGCGCCACGAAGACUUUGAAGAAGUGGCGCAGAACACAUAUACUAAUGCAGACAAAUUGCUAGAAGCAGCUGAACAGCUGGCACAGACAGGAGAGUGCGACCCUGAAGAGAUUUAUCAAGCAGCCCAUCAGUUGGAAGACCGGAUACAAGAUUUUGUUCGGCGGGUGGAGCAGCGCAAGAUCUUACUAGACAUGUCUGUAUCUUUUCACACCCACGUUAAAGAGCUCUGGACAUGGCUGGAAGAGCUGCAGAAAGAAUUGCUGGAUGAUGUCUAUGCUGAAUCUGUGGAGGCUGUGCAGGAGCUGAUCAAAAGGUUUGGCCAGCAGCAGCAAACUACUCUGCAAGUUACAGUGAAUGUUAUCAAGGAAGGCGAGGAUCUAAUACAGCAGCUGAGGGAUUCGGCCAUCUCCAGCAACAAGACUCCUCAUAACAGCUCCAUCAAUCACAUUGAGACAGUCCUUCAGCAGCUGGAUGAGGCCCAAUCCCAGAUGGAGGAACUCUUCCAGGAGCGCAAAAUAAAGCUGGAGCUCUUCUUGCAGUUGCGGAUAUUCGAGAGAGAUGCCAUUGAUAUCAUUUCAGACUUAGAAUCCUGGAAUGAUGAACUGUCUCAACAAAUGAAUGAUUUUGACACUGAGGAUCUUACAAUAGCUGAACAAAGGCUUCAGCACCAUGCAGACAAAGCACUAACCAUGAAUAACCUGACUUUUGAUGUCAUCCACCAAGGACAAGAUCUUCUACAAUAUGUCAAUGAAGUUCAGGCUUCUGGUGUUGAACUGCUCUGUGACAGAGAUGUGGACAUGGCAACUCGGGUUCAGGACUUGCUCGAAUUCCUCCACGAGAAACAGCAGGAGCUGGACCUGGCGGCAGAACAACAUCGGAAGCAUUUAGAACAAUGUGUACAGCUACGCCAUCUGCAGGCUGAAGUCAAGCAGGUAUUGGGCUGGAUCCGAAAUGGGGAGUCCAUGUUAAAUGCUGGCCUGAUUACAGCUAGCUCACUGCAGGAGGCUGAGCAGCUACAGCGUGAACAUGAGCAGUUCCAGCAUGCAAUAGAGAAAACUCACCAGAGUGCCCUGCAAGUACAGCAGAAAGCCGAGGCGAUGUUGCAGGCUAAUCAUUAUGACAUGGACAUGAUCAGAGACUGUGCUGAGAAGGUGGCCUCUCAUUGGCAGCAGCUGAUGCUCAAGAUGGAAGAUCGUCUCAAGCUUGUGAAUGCCUCCGUUGCUUUUUAUAAAACAUCAGAGCAGGUGUGCAGUGUGCUGGAAAGUUUGGAACAAGAAUAUAAGCGAGAAGAAGACUGGUGUGGAGGUGCUGAUAAACUCGGUCCCAACUCUGAAACAGACCAUGUGACUCCAAUGAUUAGCAAACACCUUGAGCAAAAGGAGGCCUUCCUAAAGGCUUGCACACUGGCUCGGCGAAAUGCUGAUGUGUUCCUGAAAUACCUGCACAGAAAUAGUGUAAAUAUGCCAGGGAUGGUGACUCACAUCAAGGCUCCGGAACAGCAGGUCAAAAAUAUCCUGAAUGAACUUUUCCAGAGAGAAAAUCGUGUCCUACACUACUGGACAAUGAGAAAACGACGCCUUGACCAAUGUCAGCAAUAUGUAGUCUUUGAAAGAAGUGCUAAACAGGCUCUUGAGUGGAUCCAUGACAAUGGAGAGUUUUAUUUAUCCACACACACUUCCACUGGCUCUAGUAUCCAGCAUACUCAAGAGCUCUUAAAGGAACAUGAAGAAUUCCAGAUAACUGCAAAGCAAACCAAAGAGAGGGUGAAGUUGUUGAUACAGCUCGCCGAUGGCUUUUGUGAAAAGGGGCAUGCCCAUGCAGCAGAGAUUAAAAAAUGUGUCACAGCAGUGGACAAGAGAUACAGAGACUUCUCUCUGCGUAUGGAAAAAUACAGGACCUCUUUAGAGAAAGCUCUAGGGAUUUCUUCAGAUUCCAAUAAAUCGAGUAAAAGCUUGCAACUGGAUAUAAUCCCAGCCAGUGUUCCUGGGUCAGAGGUGAAACUGCGAGAUGCUGCUCAUGAACUUAAUGAAGAAAAGAGGAAGUCUGCCCGCAGGAAAGAGUUCAUUAUGGCUGAGCUUAUCCAGACAGAGAAGGCUUAUGUAAGAGAUCUUCGGGAAUGUAUGGAUACAUAUCUGUGGGAAAUGACAAGUGGUGUUGAAGAGAUCCCACCUGGUAUUGUCAACAAAGAGCACAUCAUUUUUGGAAACAUGCAGGAGAUCUAUGAAUUUCACAACAAUAUAUUCCUGAAAGAGCUGGAGAAAUAUGAGCAGUUACCUGAAGAUGUUGGUCAUUGCUUUGUUACUUGGGCAGACAAGUUCCAAAUGUAUGUGACUUACUGCAAAAACAAACCAGACUCAACUCAGCUAAUUUUAGAGCACGCAGGUGCAUAUUUUGAUGAAAUACAACAGCGGCAUGGCUUGGCCAAUUCAAUCUCAUCUUACCUUAUCAAACCAGUUCAACGGAUAACAAAAUACCAGCUCCUUCUAAAGGAGCUACUCACCUGCUGUGAAGAGGGUAAAGGUGAGAUUAAAGAUGGCUUAGAAGUUAUGCUGAGUGUGCCAAAGCGAGCCAAUGAUGCCAUGCAUCUCAGUAUGCUGGAAGGUUUUGAUGAGAACAUUGAAUCUCAGGGAGAACUCAUCCUUCAGGAAUCCUUCCAAGUAUGGGAUCCAAAAACUCUCAUCCGGAAAGGGCGUGAAAGACAUCUCUUUCUUUUUGAGAUGUCACUUGUCUUUAGUAAAGAAGUGAAAGACUCUAGUGGAAGAAGUAAAUACAUCUACAAAAGCAAGUUGUUUACCUCUGAGUUGGGUGUCACAGAGCAUGUAGAAGGUGAUCCCUGUAAAUUUGCACUGUGGGUUGGAAGAACUCCUACUUCAGACAAUAAAAUUGUGCUAAAGGCUUCCAGUAUUGAGAACAAACAAGACUGGAUCAAACAUAUCAGAGAAGUAAUACAGGAAAGAACAAUUCAUCUCAAAGGAGCCUUAAAAGAGCCUAUCCACAUUCCUAAAACUGCCCCAACAACAAAACAAAAGGGAAGAAGAGAUGGAGAAGACUUGGAUAGUCAAGGAGAGGGUAGCAGUCAACCUGAUACUAUUUCAAUUGCAUCACGAACCUCCCAAAAUACGCUGGAUAGUGAUAAGUUAUCUGGUGGUUGUGAGCUGACAGUAGUCAUCCAUGACUUUACAGCAUGCAACAGCAAUGAACUGACAAUCCGUCGUGGUCAGACAGUAGAAGUUCUAGAGAGGCCUCAUGAUAAACCUGACUGGUGCCUAGUACGAACUACUGACCGGUCCCCAGCUGCAGAAGGACUAGUUCCCUGUGGUUCUCUCUGCAUUGCCCACUCUAGAAGCAGUAUGGAAAUGGAGGGCAUCUUUAACCACAAAGAUUCUCUUUCAGUUUCCAGCAAUGAUGCGAGUCCCCCUGCAUCAGUAACGUCACUCCAGCCCCAUACAAUUGGUGCACAAAGCUCCCCAGGUCCUAAACGCCCAGGCAAUACCCUGAGGAAGUGGCUCACUAGCCCAGUGAGGCGACUUAGCAGUGGAAAGGCAGAUGGCCAUGUAAAGAAACUGGCCCACAAACAUAAGAAGAGUCGUGAGGUCCGCAAAAGUGCUGAUACCGGCUCUCAGAAGGACUCUGAUGACAGUGCAGCUACACCCCAAGAUGAAACUCUUGAAGAGAGAGGCCGGAAUGAAGGCUUGAGUAGUGGCACCCUCUCCAAAUCAUCCUCGUCUGGCAUGCAGAGCUGUGGAGAGGAAGAAGGUGAAGAAGGGGCUGACACUGUGCCACUUCCCCCUCCAAUGGCAAUCCAGCAACAUAGUCUGCUUCAGCCAGACUCGCAGGAUGAUAAGACAUCUUCUCGUUUAUUGGUACGUCCUACCAGCUCAGAAACUCCCAGUGCAGCAGAGCUUGUCAGUGCAAUAGAGGAGCUUGUGAAGAGCAAAAUGGCUCUAGAGGAUCGCCCAAGUUCACUUAUGGUAGACCAGGGUGACAGCAGCAGCCCAUCAUUCAAUCCUUCAGACAACUCACUUCUCUCCUCCUCAUCACCCAUUGAUGAGAUGGAGGAACGGAAAUCCAGUUCUUUAAAGAGGAGACAGUAUGUCCUACAGGAAUUAGUAGAGACAGAACGAGAUUAUGUGAGAGAUCUUGGCUAUGUAGUAGAGGGUUAUAUGGCGCUCAUGAAAGAAGAUGGUGUUCCUGAUGACAUGAAAGGAAAAGACAAAAUUGUGUUUGGCAACAUUCAUCAAAUUUAUGACUGGCACAGAGAUUUCUUUUUAGGAGAAUUAGAGAAGUGCCUUGAGGAUCCAGAAAAAUUAGGAUCGCUUUUUGUUAAACAUGAGAGAAGAUUGCACAUGUAUAUAGUUUAUUGCCAAAAUAAACCAAAGUCUGAGCAUAUUGUCUCAGAAUACAUUGAUACAUUUUUUGAGGACCUGAAGCAACGUUUGGGUCAUAGACUUCAGCUCACAGAUUUGCUGAUAAAACCAGUGCAAAGAAUUAUGAAGUAUCAGUUGUUACUAAAGGAUUUCCUCAAAUACUCUAAAAAAGCUAAUCUUGAUACAACAGAAUUAGAGAGAGCCGUAGAAGUAAUGUGCAUUGUCCCAAAACGGUGCAAUGACAUGAUGAAUGUUGGUCGUUUACAAGGGUUUGAUGGUAAAAUCGUUGCACAGGGUAAGCUGUUGCUGCAAGAUACGUUCAUGGUUACGGACCAAGAUACAGGGCUCUUGCCACGUUGCAAAGAAAGACGUGUCUUCCUCUUUGAGCAGAUUGUGAUAUUCAGUGAACCUCUGGAUAAAAAGAAAGGUUUCUCAACACCGGGAUUCUUAUUUAAAAACAGCAUCAAGGUGAGUUGCCUUUGCUUGGAGGAAAAUGUAGACAACGAUCCAUGUAAAUUUGCACUAACGUCAAGAGCAGGUGAUGUCAUGGAGACUUUUGUUUUGCAUUCCACCAGUCCAGGAGUACGUCAAAUGUGGAUCCAUGAAAUCAACCAAAUCUUGGAAAACCAGCGUAAUUUUCUAAAUGCCUUGACAUCACCCAUUGAGUACCAGAGGAACCACAGUGGUCCUGGAGGCAGCAGCAGCAGCAGCAGUAGCAACAACAGUGGCCCUAGCACCUGCACUGGAAUCCCCAGCUCCAGCCGUAGCAGGCCUUCCCGGAUCCCGCAGCCAGUCCGACACCACUCCCCAGUCCUGGUCUCCUCUGCCACUUCAGUCCAAGCAGAGGCAGACAAGAUGUCAGGUAUGUCCAUUCACAAUUCCUCCCUGCCUCCCCACACCACCACUCUAGAGGCUGGCUUUAACCAGGCAGGCAGGCAUCCAUCAAAUGUACAGCAGAAUGGUCCAGAAAGAGAAAUAGAGAAGAUCCCCAAGAUGAAAGCAAUGGAAAGCCCCCGGAAGACAUCUGGAAGUACUUGUGGCUCAGCAGAUUCAGAUCCGAGGGAAUGCCGUGGGAAUUCAGAGGAGAGCCGUUCAAGGAGCAACAUAGGAUCAUUGACACUGGGAAAAUCAAGACCAGGAGCCAUCUCGCCAAUAAACUCUCCUUCUGCAGUGACUUUCCCAUCUCCUUUUGGCAAGGAAACCUUUACACCCAGCAGCCCCCUGCAGAAGGGCUCCUUUUGGAGCUCCAUCCCAGCAUCCCCUGUCAGCCGCCCUGGCUCCUUCACUUUCCCCGGGGACAGUGACUCCCUCCAGCGCCAGGUUCACCGUCACUCUUCACACAGCAAGGACACAGACCGCAUGAGCACAUGUUCCUCGACCAGCGAACAAUCAGUACACUCCACCCAGAGUAAUGGGAGUGAAAGUAGCAGCAGUAGCAAUAUCUCCACCAUGCUGGUGACACACGAUUAUACGGCAGUGAAGGAGGAUGAGAUUAAUGUCUACCAAGGAGAAGUCGUGCAAAUUUUAGCCAGCAACCAACAGAACAUGUUUUUGGUGUUCCGAGCCGCCACUGACCAGUGCCCCGCAGCCGAGGGCUGGAUCCCCGGCUACGUCCUGGGACACACCAGUGCAGUCACUAUUGAUAACUCUGAUGGAACAAUGAAGAAGUCGUCAUCUUGGCACACAGCACUCCGCCUAAGGAAAAAAUCUGAGAAAAAAGACAAAGACGGCAAAAGGGAAGGCAAAUUAGAAAAUGGUUAUCGUAAAUCUAGAGAUGGACUUGCCAAUAAGGUUUCCGUGAAGCUUCUCAACCCCAACUAUAUUUAUGAUGUUCCCCCAGAAUUUAUAAUACCAUUAAGUGAGAUGACGUGUGAGACAGGAGAGACCGUCAUUCUUAAAUGCAAGGUCUGUGGUCGUCCCAAAGCUUCAGUAACUUGGAAAGGUCCUGAUCAUAAUACAUUGAGCAAUGACAGCCAUUACAGCAUCUCAUGCAGUGAUUUAGGAGAAGCAUAUCUGAAAAUCAUUGGUGUGACCACAGAAGAUGAUGGUAUAUACACAUGUAUAGCUGCAAAUGAUAUGGGUUCAAUUUCCACUUCGGCUAGUCUACGAGUUUUAGGUCCUGGAAGCGAUGGGAUCAUGGUAACCUGGAAGGCUAACUUUGAUUCCCUGUAUAGUGAAGUGGCUGAGCUUGGCAGGGGCAGGUUUUCUGUCAUUAAGAGAUGUGAUCAAAAGGGAACCAAGCGAGAAGUAGCCGCUAAAUUCGUAAAUAAGAAAUUGAUGAAACGAGAUCAGGUCACUCGUGAACUUGGAAUUAUGCAGAAUCUCCAACACCCUCAGCUUGUUGGCCUUCUUGAUACCUUUGAGACUUCCACCAGUUACAUCUUGGUGUUAGAAAUGGCCAACCAGGGUCGCCUUCUUGACUACAUUGUACAAUGGGGAAACCUCACUGAAGGAAAGAUCAAGCUGUACCUGCGGGAGAUUCUGGAAGCUGUACAUUAUCUUCACAAUUGCAGAAUAGUACACUUGGACCUAAAGCCUGAAAACAUUCUGGUGGAUAAGAGUUUGGCCAAAGCAACAAUCAGAUUGGCUGACUUUGGAGAUGCAGUCCAGCUCAACACUACUUAUUAUAUCCACCAGUUAUUUGGGAACCCAGAAUUUGCAGCUCCUGAAAUUAUCCUUGGAAAUCCCGUCUCCCUGACCUCAGAUGUGUGGAGCAUUGGAGUGCUCACAUAUGUCCUCCUUAGUGGCGUGUCUCCUUUCUUGGAUGAAAGUGUAGAGGAAACCUGCCUGAACAUUUGUCGCUUAGACUUUAGCUUCCCAGAUGACUACUUCAAAGGAGUAAGCCAGAAGGCCAAAGAUUUUGUAUGUUUCUUAUUGCAGGAUGACCCAGCCAAGCGUCCUUCUGCUGCACUGGCCCUCCAGGAGCAAUGGCUGCAGCCAGGCAGUGCCAAAAGUGCUGACAGCAUUGACAUAGCCAGACUGACUUCAUUCAUUGAGCGGCGAAAACACCAGAACGAUGUUCGACCCAUUCGUAGCAUUAAAAACUUUUUACAGAGCAGGCUCUUGCCAAAAGUUUAACCUAUCUUCGAUGUUCUCUCUCAUUCUCUUUCACCUGUCAGUUAAACUGAGGAUGAAGCUCUCCUGCCAAUCAGCUGUUGACUUGAAUUUGGGGUGAAGAAGACACAAAAGCCAAUCAGCUGCUAGCAUGUUCAUCGUGUGAAAAUGUAUUCCAAGUAAAUCUGCACACGAUUGUACUUGGGACUAGCAGUGUAAAACUACGUUGGGGUGGAGGACUACAACACUGUACUCUGCAAAAGGCAAUGAAGAACAUUACACUUAUAACAGUAUUUUAUUCAGGUUUCUGCAAAAAAAAAACUUUUUUAAAAAAAAGUCAAAGGAGAAUUAAAAUUUUGCGAAUGACCUUAACUAGAAUUUUCAAGAUUUUAGAAAAAGGAACUAUGCCUAUGAUCAAAGCACUGGUGUUAAAAGACAAGAUAUGGACACUGACACUUAAAAAUGAUUUAAUGGAAUGGCUGUCCAUCUGGAUGGUGCCCAUUUUGGACCAUCUAGUUUUUGUUUUCAUUUUUGACUUGGACAUAGAGCUUUCCAGUUGCCUCGCCUGUGUAUAUCUUGCAUAGCAGUGCACUGAGAUCAGACUCUGCUUUUAAGUGCAUCCAACCUCAAGAUUUUUGCAUACAGAUAGAAUGAACCAUUUUGCUCUGAUAAAAUGUAGGCCUUACUUGUAAAUAGACUAUUACCUGCCUUCGAUCUGUGUCUCUAUUUUUUGCCCUCUUUUCCUUCCUCCUAAAUGGUGGUAUACCACUGUGCGGGUCUUUAGUUCAGGUCAGCCUUGGCUGGACCUAUCAGAAAAGGACUCCUGAGUUUGGUAACAAAUAGGCCAACCUCUACCAUCAAGCAGGAAACAGCAGGAAGAUAAUACUGUAAAUGCACUCACUUUGGGAUUUUUUUAAUUUUAUUUCAUAUCAUGUGCAAUGUUGUGGCUUUAACAUUUUAUGCAACUAUUUAUGAGAACUUCAGUUGUAACUGUAAUAAAUAUAUAGAAAAAAGCACAUUCAUAGUAUGGUGAGCUUUAUGACUUUGUGCUUGGAAUUUCCAGGGUUGGGGUGGGUGAAGGUUUAUCAAUAUGUCGUAAACUAGUUGAACUUGAUGCUUAUCUUAGGACUUUGUUAAAAAGUCAAACUGAUUUUAAAAGAUUGUAAAAUUAUUUUCAUCUCCUGAAAAACAAACUGGAUUUUAAAAAUGGGGAAUGUUUUAUUGAAGUUUGGUUUGACUUGGUUUGGUUUGGUUGGUUGGUUGUUCAAAAUGCCAAAGUAUUACUUUUCCCCUCAAAUUAAUUUCUAUUUUAUAGAAUGUUCAGAUUUGUCUACUGCUUUUUUUCUACAAUAACUGAGCAAAAUUUGUGUUCUUCAAAGAAAAUACUACCAAGCAAACACGGACCAGAACCUGACAUCAGAUGGCAAGCUCUUUAUUAAAUAAUAAAAAUGAUGAAUAUAUGGGAUAUUGAGAUAUUAACAGUUUUCUGUGCAUUAGACAAGGACAGUCACAUAUGUUUCUUGUCUGUAAUGAGCCUUGGUUAAAAAAACAAGCCGGCAUCCAAUACAAAGUAGUUCUAGCAAUCCAUCUUAAAUUAUCAUCUGGUUAUAAUUUUAGUGUUUGUGGCUUCCAUUGUAAACUAUUUAUUUUUUUGUUUUUCUUUUGUUUUUUGUAAAACUGUACAGAAACUUUUAAAGUAAGAAUUAAAAUCAAAACUGGAUGGAUGUAUAUUCAUACCAACCAUAACUUUUUUGCUUCUGAAUUAUUUUAUUUCCUACUUUAGUUGAAGUUUUGCUUCAUUUUGCAUGUAUAUUUUUGUACAGUGAUGUUGCGUGUUUACACAGUAUGAUGUGAUGUAUAUAUUUUAUU